Messenger RNA from Tripterygium wilfordii, 1638 nucleotides. RefSeq names its product proline-rich protein 4-like. Lineage: Eukaryota; Viridiplantae; Streptophyta; Magnoliopsida; Celastrales; Celastraceae. The transcript has 2 exons. The record is from RefSeq and is a predicted model, not a curated record. The coding region runs from base 178 to 1440 and encodes 420 amino acids.
UUGGUGUCGGUGCGCCUUUGAAAAAUCUCCUAUUAUAUAACAACCCAUAUGGGAGGCAACUUCUCAGGCCAUCAAACCACAGAAGCUUGGUAAAGCUUCUUCUCUUCUAGUGUUUUUUAGUUUGACAUUCUUUUUUGUCUGCCAUUGUGAGGGAGCUUAACCAAGGAACGGUUCCCAAUGCGGAUCCUCCCGGCACUUUUGUGCUUGUUUUUUGCUGCAAGCUUCUGCUAUGCUGAUAAUACAGUUGAGGUAGUUGGGAUUGCAGAAUGUGCAGAUUGUGCACAGAAUAACAUCAAGGCUAGCCAGGCAUUAUCAGGGCUCCAUGUGACAAUUGACUGCAAGGCAGAAAAUGCAGAAAACUAUGAGAGAAGAGGAGUUGGGCAGCUGAGUGAAGAAGGAAAGUUCACUGUGUCACUUCCUCAAGAACUGCUUAAAGAUGGAAAGUUGAAGGAAGAAUGCUAUGCACAACUUCACAGUGCAUCAGCAGCACCGUGCGCCGCCCACGAUGGUCUGGAGUCCACAAAGAUUGUAUUCAAGUCCAAGACCAAUGACAAACACACCUUUGGGGUUGCAGGGAAACUCAAAAUCUCACCAAUGACUUGUACUUCUGCCUUCUUAUGGCCUCAUUUCAAGUACCCACCAUUGCACAAGUUCCCCAAGUUUAAACAUCCAAUAUUUAAAGGUUUUGGCCAUCACUACUCUUUCCCUCCAUUACCUCCUAAGGUCUACCCUCCUAUCUACCAUAAGCCUCUUCCACCACCAAUUCCAAUUUACAAACCAAAACCUCAUCCCGUUCCAAUCCCCAUCUACAAGCCAAAACCUCAUCCAGUCCCAAUUCCAAUUUACAAGCCAAAACCUCAUCCGGUACCAGUCCCCAUCUAUAAGCCAAAACCUCAUCCAGUACCAGUCCCCAUCUAUAAACCAAAACCUCACCCAGUUCCAGUUCCCAUCUACAAGCCAAAACCUCAUCCAGUUCCAGUCCCCAUCUAUAAACCAAAACCUCACCCAGUUCCAGUCCCCAUCUACAAGCCAAAACCACCAAUCUACAAGCCUCCUGUAGUGCUCCCACCACCAGUCCCCAUCUACAAGCCAAAACCACCAAUCUACAAGCCUCCUGUAGUGCUCCCACCACCAGUUCCCAUCUAUAAGCCAAAACCACCCAUCUAUAAGCCUCCCGUGGUGCUCCCACCACCAGUCCCCGUCUACAAGCCUCCAGUAGUGCUUCCACCACCGGUUCCAAUUUACAAGCCAAAACCACCGAUCUAUCACAAGCCUCUUCCACCAUUUCCAACGAUUCCUCCUUACAAAAAGAAGCCAUGCCCCCCACUACCAAAGCUUCCUCCUUUCCCCAAAAUUCCUCCAAAGCCCUACUUCCAUCACCCUCACCCCAAGAUUGGUAAAUUCUUGCCUCCCCUGCCACCAUAUUCUCCUAUUCACUAAGAUGUAAUGGAUGCAUAUUUGUUUCUAAGCUAUAUGGGUGCAUUUUAAGCGUGAAUUAUUUUCUUGCUGUAAUAAAAACUAAGUGUUAAGUAGGGAUGCGAAAGGGUGUGAAAGAUUGUUAACUUUAUAAAUUAUUCUUGUCAACUUAUGGUUUCAUAUUUUAAUGAUGGGCAUUAAAUACAUAUCUACCUUCUACAA